AGUGUAGAAGUAGAAGCAGCAACUCAUUGCCGUCCCUUCCUCUCCUCUCCCAUUUAUAUCAUUCUCGUGACUAUCACCCUCCACUCCCUCUCUCUCUACACACUUUUAUCUAUCAGUGCCAUCGAUACACCAUCGCCAUCACCAUUUCAGAUCUCUUAAUCUCUCAAAGUUUCCUCCUUUCUUGAUUGUCAGCUUCAAAAGGAAAGAACCUUUUCUUGGUUCCCAUUUUUCGUGUGCAUUUCUUGAUUAAUAAAUUUCAGUUCCUUUUCACUUCUUGUCACUUCUUUGCCAUUUUCCCAUCUGGGUUUUGUUUCUGUCGCUGUUUUAGAUAGAUUGUAUUGUGGAUCUGCAUUGAUAGUUAUUAAGGAAAUAUAGCCGGGGAAACUACAUGGAGAAACUGGUUUAUUCGUGGAGCGGAUUAAUAGUCAUGUGACGUGGGGUUAUUUGUUUUUGAGAAAUGAAACUUGAUGUGCAUUCAUUAAUGGCUCAAAGUAUAAGAUCAAGAAGGACUUCUUUUAACUCCACUAAUGGAAAUGAAGAGACUCCUAUGCACCCUUCUGCUUCUUUCUCAAAUGGGGAUGGAUAUGAUAGCGAUGGCUCCAAUUUCGAUACGCCUACACCAGCAACCCUUUCCAUGGCUAUUCCGGCAGAACUUGCUGGUGCUAUACCAUUGAUUGAUAAAUUUCAGGUUGAGGGAUUCUUAAAAUUGAUGCAGAAACAGAUUCAAUCCACUGGGAAACGUGGGUUCUUUUCUAAAAAAUCUGUAGGUCCACAAGUUCGGGAAAAAUUCACAUUCGAGGAUAUGCUGUGUUUCCAAAAGGAUCCUAUACCAACUUCGGUGCUUAAAAUUAAUGGUGACCUAGUAAGCCGUGCCACUAAACUGUUCCAAAUAAUUUUGAAGUACAUGGGAGUUGAUUCAUCUGAUCGAGGAGCUCCAGCAAGCUUAGAUGAACAGAUUGAGCUAGUUGGAAAAUUGUUCAAGCACACACUGAAGCGUGCAGAACUUCGAGAUGAAAUUUUUGCUCAGAUUUCAAAGCAAACAAGGAACAACCCUGACAGGCAAUAUUUGAUUAAAGCAUGGGAGCUAAUGUACUUGUGUGCUUCUUCUAUGCCUCCUAGCAAGGAAAUUGGUGGAUAUUUAUCUGAGUAUGUCCAUAAUGUAGCAUAUGGUGCAAGUACUGAUUCUGAGGUCCAAAUCCUUGCAUUAAAUACACUAAAUGCUUUGAAGCGUUCUGUCAAAGCUGGUCCUAGACAUACAACACCAGGGCGUGAGGAAAUUGAAGCUCUUCUAACUGGUCGAAAGCUUACAACAAUAGUGUUUUUUUUGGACGAAACUUUUGAAGAAAUCACGUAUGACAUGGCAACGACAGUGUCCGAUGCUGUUGAGGAACUUUCUGGGUUAAUCAAGCUGUCAGCAUUUUCUAGCUUCAGUCUUUUUGAAUACUGUAAAGUUGUUUCUGGUUCGAAGUCAUCUGAUCCUGGGAAUGAGGAGUACAUUGGGUUAGAUGAUAACAAAUAUAUUGGAGAUUUGUUAGCGGAAUUCAAGGCAGCCAAGGAUCGAAGCAAGGGAGAAAUUUUGCACUGCAAGCUGAUAUUUAAGAAAAAGCUAUUUCGGGAGUCAGAUGAAGCUGUAACAGAUCCAAUGUUUGUGCAAUUAUCAUAUGUUCAGUUGCAACAUGACUAUAUAUUGGGCAAUUAUCCUGUUGGGAGGGAGGAUGCUGCGCAGUUGUCUGCAUUGCAAAUAUUAGUUGACAUUGGAUUUUUCGGUAGUCAAGAAUCAUCCAUUGAUUGGACCUCUCUCCUUGAGCGAUUUCUACCCAGACAAAUUGCAAUUACACGAGGAAAGAGGGAAUGGGAGUUGGAUAUUCUUUCUCGUUACCAUUCCAUGGAAAAUCUGACAAAGGAUGAUGCAAGACAGCAAUUUCUACGCAUAUUAAGGUCGCUUCCCUAUGGCAAUUCAGUUUUCUUCAGUGUUCGCAAGAUUGAUGAUCCUAUUGGACUUUUGCCUGGUCGGAUUAUUUUGGGCAUUAACAAGCGAGGGGUGCACUUCUUCCGUCCAGUUCCAAAGGAAUAUUUACAUUCAGCAGAAUUAAGAGACAUAAUGCAGUUUGGUAGUAGCAAUACUGCUGUUUUCUUCAAGAUGAGAGUUGCAGGUGUUCUGCACAUAUUCCAGUUUGAAACCAAGCAGGGAGAAGAAAUUUGUGUUGCUCUUCAAACACAUAUAAAUGAUGUCAUGAUGCGUCGUUAUUCUAAAGCUCGGACUGUUGCUAGCGGCUCGGUGAAUGGAGAUGUUCUUAACAAUUCUAACCCUACCAGUGUAGAAGUGCACGAAAAACGUUUAAACGAAUUGUCAAAAACUAUUGAAGAAUCUCAGAAGAAAUCUGAACAAUUAGUGGAAGAAUUGCAUGAGAAGCAAAAUCAAGAAGUGAAAUUGCAAGAGCAAUUGGAGGGCUUGAAAGAUUCCUUGAGAUCAGCGAAGCAGAACUUGGCAGAAGUAGAGUGUGAUCGUGAUAGACUUAAGUCACUGUGUGCUGAAAAGGAUGCAGCCUUUCAAGUUGUGUUGUCAGAAAAGAGGAGCAUGGAAACCAGGUUGGCCAGCCUCAGUAAUCUCACACUAGAGAAAAAUGCCAAAAAUGAUUUAGUUGGAGCUAAUAACCAGGUGUUGCAUAAGCUCCAGGAUGAAUUGAAACUGCGGAAUGAGGAACUGCGUGCAGCAGAAGAAAGGAUGCAAAGAUUGGGUAAUGAAAAUUUUUUACUUGAACAGAAGAUCUCUAGGUUUGCAAGGAAAGUUGAAGAGAUGGAAGUUGUUGAGAAAAACAUUGAGCAGGAACGCCAAUCCUUAAAGCUUCGAGUGAUUGAACUUGAACGGAAGCUGGAAAUGGUCACACGAGAUUUGGCCACUUCCAAAUCAACUCUUGCAAUUGUGAAUGCAGAUUUAGCUUCAUUGCAGAACAAUUUGAAGGAAUUGGAGGAUUUGAGAGAAAUGAAAGAGGACAUUGACAGAAAGAAUGAGCAGACUGCUGCCAUUUUGAAGAUGCAAGCAUCUCAACUUGCUGAGCUAGAAGUGCUUUAUAAGGAAGAACAAGUUUUGCGGAAACGUUAUUUUAAUACCAUAGAAGAUAUGAAAGGCAAGAUCAGGGUUUUCUGUCGGUUAAGGCCUCUAAGUGAGAAAGAGAUUUCUGAAAAGGAUAGAGGCCUGCUUACAAGCACAGAUGAAUUUACAGUUGAACAUCCAUGGAAAGAUGAUAAAGCAAAACAGCAUGUAUAUGAUCGAGUGUUUGAUGGAAAUGCUACCCAGGAAGAUGUUUUUGAGGAUACACGAUAUUUAGUUCAGUCUGCUGUGGAUGGUUACAAUGUUUGCAUAUUUGCCUACGGCCAAACUGGUUCUGGGAAGACAUUUACUGUUUAUGGCUCUGAAGGCAAUCCUGGACUGACACCACGUGCCACUUCAGAACUUUUUAAAGUUUUAAGACGAGAUAGCAACAAAUUCUCAUUUUCAUUAAAGGCAUAUAUGGUGGAGUUGUAUCAAGAUACGCUUGUGGACCUUCUAUUACCAAAAAAUAUGAAGCGCCUAAAAUUGGAUAUUAAAAAAGAUUCAAAGGGUAUGGUUUCUGUUGAAAAUGUGACAGUUGUAUCCAUUACUACAUUUGAAGAAUUGAAAAACAUUAUUCAGAGAGGAUCUGAUCGGCGGCAUACAUCUGGGACUCAAAUGAAUGAAGAAAGUUCAAGGUCUCAUUUGAUUCUUUCAAUUGUUAUUGAAAGUACUAACCUUCAAACUCAGUCAGUAGCAAGGGGAAAGUUAAGUUUUGUGGACCUUGCCGGUUCAGAAAGAAUAAAGAAGUCAGGCUCUUCAGGUAGUCAACUUAAGGAAGCUCAAAGCAUCAACAAGUCACUUUCAGCCCUCGGGGAUGUCAUUAGCGCGUUAUCUUCUGGUGGUCAACACAUACCUUAUAGGAACCACAAGUUAACAAUGUUAAUGAGUGAUUCCCUGGGUGGUAAUGCAAAGACACUUAUGUUCGUGAAUGUAUCUCCGGCCGAAUCAAAUUUAGACGAGUCUUACAAUUCUCUAAUGUAUGCAUCAAGAGUUCGAUCAAUUGUUAAUGAUCCAAGCAAAAAUGUAUCGUCAAAAGAGGUUGCUCGGCUGAAAAAACUGGUUGCACAUUGGAAAGAACAGGCGGGUAAGAGAGGGGAUGAUGAUGAUCUCGAAGAUAUUCAAGAACAAAGACCAGUGAGAGAGAAGACAGAUGGUCGUCAUUCGAUGUAGAGUAUCUUGUUCGAUGAGGUGAAAUCUCACUUCCGAGUCCGUUGGUUUUCAAGAUUUUUUCGUUGGUUUUCUGGUAACUUUAACCACACGGAUAUGACUGGGGAUUAACUAACUAAAUUAUGGAUGGGUUCUGACGAUCUCUAACUAAUACCAUACUGAGGCUGAAGAGGUUGUAAUUGGCUUAAAGGAUUUGAUUUGUAUAGUCUGAAUUGUUUGUAUAUAAUAAUACUCGCUCCUUUUAUGUUGAUUAUACUUACAAAUAUGAGUUGGUAGUUUAGCUCAGUAAUCCAAAUGUCUUCUUCUGUUCA
Messenger RNA from Populus trichocarpa (black cottonwood), 4572 nucleotides. Its product is annotated as kinesin-like protein KIN-14E. Gene Ontology annotation, molecular function: microtubule motor activity; oxidoreductase activity; ATP binding. The transcript is spliced from 24 exons. Lineage: Eukaryota; Viridiplantae; Streptophyta; Magnoliopsida; Malpighiales; Salicaceae. The coding region runs from base 458 to 4264 and encodes 1268 amino acids. The record is from RefSeq and is a predicted model, not a curated record. Gene Ontology annotation, cellular component: cytoskeleton. Gene Ontology annotation, biological process: microtubule-based movement.